AUUUUUUUUUUAAACGCCUCUUUCGCACAAAACUUAAUACGUUUGCCACAAAUCAUUCGUUGGGCUGACAACAAACAAUUCACUUUUAGGCGGCCAUGGAUGGCGGAUAUCUGGCUUCUGGGAAUCUGUUACGUCGUCGUCAUUGUUGGUAGCCCGUUAACGUUUUUUGGUUUGUUUUUUUAACCCCACAUAUGUAAGACCCCCAAAUCCCAAUCGAGUAAUAAAUGCAAUUGCCGACCCCUCGCUGGAUUGGCAUCUUGUUUGGUUGGAACGUAUUUUGACGAGUGUAGAAAGUACAAAUACCUGAAAACUGUCCCCGAGUACUAAACUUGAACAGGGGUAGACGACACUAUCACAUCUCACAAGCUUCUGUUGCAAUUUGUCUGAAUUUCAAUGUCCUUUGGUGAUGCAACUCCCUUUUUGUCCGUUAGAUGGUGACAGAGUCCAGAAAACCUGGAGCUGAGUGGACCCUUCGAGCCAAGUCAAUCUUGAGACAAGAAAAGCGAAAACGGGGGAAGGCCUCAGUGUUUCUCGAAAUGCCAAUUAGCAUUAGCAUGAUAGUUGCAUCAGGUUUAGUUUGUCGCAACCAGAGUCCUGAUGAGGACAAGGACAUUUUGGACUCUCGCAGAGCCGACGAGCAUGCAGCCGAAGGUGAAUUCUUGGCCAUCCAGAUGAAUUGAAUGACGUUUUUGAGAACCAACCCAAAUAUUAUUAUUUGCUGACCUUUGGAUUGAGAUUUAAGUCAGUUCCAUUAAACGCCUUUUAUGAAAUGGCUUAAAGUGCCAAAUGUAUUUCUGAUGUUCCAGUAGGCUUUUGCUGACAUUUUUUCUUUUGCUUUCUAGCAGACGCCCAAAGGUUUGUGCCAACGCUGACUGCCACUUGGAGCCGCUCGUAGUCCCGUUAACCUUGACAAAGGCUCAAGGUGAUUCGUUCCAACAUGACAAACGAGUAUAAAAAUGUGAGAAAAUGAAUUGUGCUUGAGUGCCUUUUUCAGACACGCCACUUGGAAGCUGAAACUCGUGAGAAAUUCAAAGAAUCUCCCUGCUCCCUUCUACGUUCCACUAGAGGGCGUCCAUCUUGUUCUCUUCCUCAGUUGCCAUCUUCAUCAGUCUUGGUGACUUUGUUCAAGCCAACACACACGUAGGCACCUGCACACACGUUCACACUUUUUAUUUCGUGCUGCGGUGCACUCUUGUGGAAGAAAAGAAUCUUCAUCUGCUUCUCUUCUUCUUGUUCUUGGGGAGACCAUUUGACGGCUGGGGGAAGGGGGCGGAAGAUCCGGAGGAAUGAAGGUGUGCGGUGCUCUGCGGUUGGUCGACCGGCUCUCUCUCCAUCACUUGGCCCGUCCUUAUAAGGGCAGUCCCCGCCCCCUCUGCCGUGCCGUCACAGUCGUGGGGUUUUGGGGUUUUGGCGUCGGGUCCUGUGGGGCCGCGGGGCUGAGAGUUCUUUGCCUUCUCAUCAUCGCGCCGUCCUCUUCCUCGCCCUCCUCUUCACCUCGCCUUGUCUUUAGGGAAAACAGGGGUGGGGGGGCAAGUCUUUGCUUUCGUGCAAUUCUGCGAUUUUUUUUUUCUCCCCCCCUCUGAGGAUUUUCUUUCGCUUCUGAAUUCCCCGAUUAAAUUUCCUCUCACGGUCGGCUUCGAAACGUGAAAAAGCAAAAACAAAAAUAAAAGUAUCCCGGCAAGGCGGCACAACAUUUUUCCUCGGCCUCUGGGGCACUUUUGCCAACUUCCAGAAGAAACGAUUGAAGACCAUUGCUUGAGUUUUCCUGCGGGACAUUCUUCCUUCCGCUUGCUCUCCAUCUGCUUCUUCUCGAUCCAGGUCCGGGUUGUGGGUCUUGAGGGAUGUUCGGGAUUCAAGAUGGGAUCCCGCGCGGCUCCACGGCGAGUCUGAAGGAGGAGCCGUUGGCGGUUCGCUCGUGGAUGCAUUCGAGCGCCGUGCUUGACGCCAACGCCGCCGCUCAGAGUGGGGUGGGCUUAGCACGAGCCCACUUUGAGAAGCAGCCGCCGUCCAAUCUGAGAAAGUCCAACUUCUUCCAUUUCGUGCUGGCGCUGUACGACCGCCAAGGUCAGCCCGUGGAAAUCGAGCGCACUGCCUACGUGGACUUUGUGGAGAAAGAGAAGGAACCCACCGCAGAAAAAACCAACAACGGAAUUCAUUAUAAACUGCAGCUGCUCUACAGCAACGGAGUGCGGACGGAACAGGACCUCUACAUUCGACUCAUUGAUUCCCUGACCAAACAGGCGAUCGUCUAUGAAGGUCAGGACAAGAAUCCGGAGAUGUGCCGUGUCCUGCUGACCCACGAGAUCAUGUGCAGUCGCUGCUGCGAUAAGAAGAGCUGCGGAAACAGAAACGAGACGCCCUCUGACCCGGUCGUCAUCGACAGGUUCUUCCUCAAGUUCUUCCUCAAGUGCAACCAGAAUUGUCUGAAAAAUGCCGGAAACCCGAGAGACAUGCGGAGGUUUCAGGUGGUGGUGUCCACGACGCUCACCGUGGACGGGCAUGUCCUCGCCGUCUCGGACAACAUGUUUGUGCACAACAACUCCAAACACGGCCGCCGAGCUCGGAGAUUGGACCCGUCUGAAGCAGCGUGCCCGUGCAUCAAGGCCGUGAGUCCCAGCGAGGGCUGGACGACGGGCGGCGCCACCGUCAUCCUCAUCGGAGAAAACUUCUUCGACGGCCUUCAGGUGGUCUUCGGGAGCAUGCUGGUGUGGAGCGAGCUCAUCACGCCGCACGCCAUCCGUGUGCAAACUCCCCCCCGACACAUCCCCGGAGUGGUGGAGGUCACCUUGUCGUACAAGUCCAAGCACUUCUGCAAAGGGGCUCCCGGACGCUUCAUCUACACGGCCUUGAACGAGCCCACCAUCGACUACGGCUUCCAGAGGUUACAGAAGGUCAUUCCUCGUCACCCUGGAGACCCGGAGAGGCUGCCCAAGGAAGUGUUACUAAAGCGAGCCGCUGACAUGGUGGAAGCAUUGUAUGGGAUGCCUCCUAGCAACCAGGAGAUGAUCCUGAAGCGAGCGACGGACAUCGCCGAGGCCCUCUACAGCGUGCCGCGUAACCACGGGCAGAUCCCGGCGCUGUCAAACGCGACUUCCCACGGCAUGAUGGGAGUCAACUCCUUCGGUGGCCAGCUGGCGGUCAAUGUCAACGACAGCACUCAAGGCGGAUACACUCGCAACGGCCAGCAGUCGCCCAGAGGAUACGCCCCGACUUCCACCCCCCAGCAGACUAACUACGGCAACACCGUCAGCAGCAGCCUCAACGCCUACGCCAACUCGAGCAUGCCCAACCUCGGGGCGGCCUCUUCGCCCAACUUCCUCAACGGCUCCUCCGCCAACUCCCCCUACGGCAUUGUGGCGACCAGUCCCACCAUGGCGGUGUCGAACUGUAGCUCCGCCCACGGCGUGUUCGCCUUCUCUGCCAGCAUAAAAGCCAAGAGCGCCUUCGCUCCUGUGGUUAGGCCCGCCUCCUCGCCAACGCCGACCAACAACUGCGGCGUCAACGCCGGACUGCAAGCCAUGUCGGGCCUGGUGGCACCGCCCAUGUAGAAGACCAACGGCGAGCGAGGAAGCGUCCGAGUGAGGAGGCGAGCCGGCGACGAUGAGCGGCCGACCCCGACGAAGCAGCCGUGCGUUUGUCCGCGCGCAGCCUCUGUGCGGAAAGCGUGAUGUCAUGACGGCAACGUUUUCAACAACCUUUUCUGAUGAAGCCCCCCCCCUCCCCCAACCUCCUGCACCUGCUGUGUCAAGUGUCACUGUAAUGUUUCCUUAACGUGCUUCAUCAACAAGUCAUUUUCAUCGGCCGUAGAGUGUGUGCGUGCGCGCAUAGUCUUCUAUCCGGAGCAAAAAGAAACGUGUCAAAGUUUUGUGGUUUUAAUUGUGGAGUUGUGACUUGAUGUUAUUUAUGCCUCAUGCAGAAUAAAACAAAAAUUUAAUUUACA
Messenger RNA from Hippocampus zosterae (dwarf seahorse), 3940 nucleotides. Its product is annotated as transcription factor COE3-like. The transcript is spliced from 16 exons. Gene Ontology annotation, molecular function: DNA-binding transcription factor activity, RNA polymerase II-specific; RNA polymerase II cis-regulatory region sequence-specific DNA binding. Bases 1842 to 3548 code for a protein of 568 amino acids. The record is from RefSeq and is a predicted model, not a curated record. Lineage: Eukaryota; Metazoa; Chordata; Actinopteri; Syngnathiformes; Syngnathidae. Gene Ontology annotation, biological process: regulation of transcription by RNA polymerase II.